AUGAUUAUCUCGUGUGGUCGAAUUUCGAGAUGAUAUUUAUUAGAACACGCAGCGAGCCCGAGUCCUCCACCAUCUUCCACCCUCCUAUCGCACCUCUCAUCUCCUUCAUCUCCUGCUUUUUCUACGACCUUGACCAUGUCUACCGCCCGCAUCCAACACCCCGCUCCUGGCUUCACCGCCCCUGCUGUCGUUGAAGGUCUCUUCAAGGACAUCUCCCUCUCUGAGUACCUCGGCCAAUGGGUUAUCCUCUUCUUCUGGCCUAUGGACUUCACUUUCGUCUGCCCCACCGAGAUCCUUGCUUUCAACGACGCUCUCCCUGCCUUCAAGUCCGUUAACACCGCUCUCCUCGGCGUUUCCACCGACUCGGAGUACACCCACUUCGCCUGGGCAUCCCAGGACCGUAAGGAGGGUGGUAUCGGACCUAACCUCGAGCUUCCCCUCAUCGCCGACAAGAACCACAAGAUCUCGCGCGACUACGGUGUCUUGCUCGAGGACAAGGGUGUCGCUCUCCGUGGAUCUUUCUUGAUUGACCCCAAGGGCAUCCUCAGGCAGAUCACCGUUAAUGAUCUCCCUGUCGGCCGUUCCGUCGACGAGGCUCUCCGUCUCGUCAAGGCCUUCCAGUUCACUGAGCAAUACGGCGAGGUCUGCCCCGCCAACUGGACCGAGGGUAGCCGCACCAUCAAGGCCACCCCUACCGACAAGCUCGAGUACUUCUCCGCCGUCGGCCAGGAUGCCGCCAAGCAACACUAG
Messenger RNA from Stereum hirsutum FP-91666 SS1, 750 nucleotides. RefSeq names its product peroxiredoxin. Lineage: Eukaryota; Fungi; Basidiomycota; Agaricomycetes; Russulales; Stereaceae. Gene Ontology annotation, cellular component: cytosol. Gene Ontology annotation, biological process: response to oxidative stress; cellular response to stress; cell redox homeostasis. The record is from RefSeq and is a predicted model, not a curated record. Gene Ontology annotation, molecular function: thioredoxin peroxidase activity. Bases 136 to 750 code for a protein of 204 amino acids. The transcript has 6 exons.